GGAAAAACAGUUCCGGUAACAUUCUGCAAAUGACCACAACACCAACGUUAAGUCACAAUUUUAAUUAUAUCCAAUUAUUUAGGAAGUUAGUAAAAAAAAACAAACUUCCUUAUCAUACCUAAUAAAUAGUUAUUUAACAAACAUUUUAUUCUCAUACUUUACUUGUCUAAAAAACGAAUAGAAUUAGCCAUUUAAAUAUUUUUUUAAAAAAAGUAUCAUAUUAAAUAGUUCAAAUGGUUCGAAUCUGUUUCCGUGCACUAGUGCUUGCAAAUGGUUUUGCCUAUACUCGAUACAUAUUUUGCGUAAAAAAAAAUGUUCCUUGUUCAUCGGAGUUCCUGGAAGAAUCGAUAAAUUUAGAGAUUUUAUAAACCCUCAUUAUAUUAUGUGUUUUAGAAAAACGUAGAUCAUAGAUGAUCAUUAAGCGAGCAUGCUCAUUCAUUCUGGGUAUAUUCUGUGGUAUCUUUACAUCUUUACUGUGUGUUGCUGUCAGUUUGCAGUGGCACAAUCUUAUGUUAAUGUAGCGCUCAACAAACCAGCAUACCAAAAGUCCCCUUACAUAUCGAAAAACGGCACAGACGACAAAUUCCACGCCAGAAACGCUGUUGAUGGUCGAAGAUCAGACCUGAGUUGGGAUGGUGGUCAGUGUUCAUUUUCAAAUGGCAAUCAAACCGCCACCUGGUGGGUGAACCUAACAAGUGUUCACAGCAUUCAUCACAUCACCAUCUAUUUUAUGACAGAUAAUAGAACAUGGGGUUCUUCAAAUACCUUCACAAACCAUUUUCUGGGAUUCUCUGUGUAUGUGUCUAAUACAACAGAUAGAUUGCAGGGGAUCUUAUGCUUUAAGGACACUAGCUUUACGGAAGAUACAAUACCUUCUGUGUUCACCACAACCUGCCCUGUGUAUGGACAAUAUGUCAUUUACUACAACGACAUACUGUUAGAAGGCAGUAAUUCACGUCUUGCUUACAGCGAUUUGUGUGAGGUUGAGGUAUAUGUUUGCAGGAAAACUUUCUAUGGAAUCAAUUGCACACAAAAAUGUGAUGAAAGUUGCGUUAAUCAAAUCUGUCAUCCGGAAACUGGAAAAUGUAUUUCCUACCGAACGCAAAUGGUUCCAUUAUCCGUUGGAAUAACUACGGUUGCCGUUCUUCUAAGCAUUGGUUUUGUCGUCUUAAUGCUCUUUAGAAGUGACAAAUGUAGGAACAACAAGCACGGAGUAAUUGAUUUGACAAACAGUACUCUUAGAUACACCUCUUCAAACACAAUGCUGAAUUUAUCCACAUUUGAUAAAAAUAAGGAAACUGAAGAUCACGAAGAUUUAUCCGAAUUGAUAAACACACCACAUAGUAAACUUCAAAAUCAGCCGGAUAUGUUGAGAGAGAAUAAAAAAUUAACAUGUAGCGAUGUUGAUAUAAAUGGGUAUAUCAUAAUGCACGAAAACCAAUUGGAUCGAAAAGAAACUACUUUAGAAAACAGAUUAGAAAACAUGAUUAAAGAAAAAUCGGAAAACGAAGACGAUGGUUUUAAAAAAGAAUAUCAUACCUUGUUGUGCGGACCAAGAUAUCCGUGUGAGAUAGGAAAACGCCCGGAAAAUAUCAAGAAGAACAGAUUCAAAUCCACUGUUGCUUAUGAUCACUCAAGAGUUAUACUGGUUGCCAAAUGUCCAGACUACAUUAACGCUAAUUAUAUUGAUGGUGUUAGACAAGAGAAUGUGUACAUCGCAACGCAAGGCCCUCGAAAAAACACAGUAUCAGACUUUUGGUCCAUGCUUUGGCAAGAAAGGGUGAAGCAGGUCGUUAUGUUAACCAAUCUCAUGGAAGGAGCUAAGGAAAAGUGUUUUCAGUAUUGGCCAGAAUUAGAGGGAGACGCAAAGUUUGACAUAUUCAAAAUAAAAACCAUUGAUGAAAGGCAUUAUGCAUACUACGUCACACGGAAGCUGAAUGUUACACACACAACGAUAAAUGAGAAUAGAGUUGUCACCCAGUAUCAUUACACCGCCUGGCCGGAUCACGAUACACCCGAUCCGCUUUGUCUUUUAUUGUUCCAUAACCACGUGACGAGAACAAAAGUUGCCCGCCAUAAGGUUCCAACUUUAGUUCACUGCAGUGCUGGAAUAGGAAGAACAGGAACAUAUAUAGCAAUCGAUGCCUUACAGGAAGAAGGUCAAUGCAAAUCCAAAAUUAACAUUGCAGAAUACGUGAGGAAAAUGAGAGAAAAGAGAAUAAAUAUGGUCCAGACUUAUGAACAAUACAUGACAAUAUUUUUGACUUUAAACGAAAUGUUUAAAGCCCCAGUUGGCGUCCAAACAGCAAUCGAUUAUCAAAAGUCUUUACAAUUACCUAAACGUGAUCAUCAUGCGUUUGUCUCAAGAGUGAAAAAAGAGUUUCAGAAGCUUCUUUCAAUUCGACACUGUUACUCAGAAAACGAUUACAAAAUGGCACUAACUCCAGCAUCUAUGUCAAUUCGCGCUCUUGACCAAUAUGCUUUGUUCCUGACGUCAAGUGUUCCAGAACGUCAAAACUACAUCAAUGCCAUAUCCUUACCGUCUUUUAUCCAUUCGAACGCUUUUAUCAUCACCCAUUAUCAAACAACAGGACAUUCUGUAGACUUUAUACGACUUAUUACUGAUUACGAAUCCGAUAUAGUUGUCUGUAUGGAACCCCUCUGCAAUGUUGAAUUCGCAUAUGAAUGGCUACCUACGGCAACAAAACAUAGAACUUUGGCACCCUACACAAAUCAACUAUAUCAAGAACGUAUAACGGAAAUUAAACGCAGCGAAAUUGAGAUUGUCAAAGAAGAGUGUUCUGAUGGACCAUGGUCUAUUGAAAUAGUUGAGCCGAUGUUGACCCUCACAAAGGAUUAUUCCAAAACAGCUUCACAAAUUCUUAGUUUAGUGUCUUUUGUACAAAGUGUUAAAACCCACAACCCUAUCACCGUUGUCAGCAGAGAUGGGGCUGCUCUGUGUGGUGUUUUCUGUGCUGUAUACAGCCUGAUACAACAACUGACAAUGGACGAGGAGAUAGACGUGUUCUCUGUGGUCAGACUCCUACAGACUAGACGUCCUGAACUGUGCUCAACCUUGGAAGAAUAUGCUAUGAUACAUGACGCCCUGAUGACAUACAUAGAGUCAAAUACUAGCGGAAAUACCUACUACAAUAGUGAACGUUGGACUGGUGUGAUUAGAUAGGCUAAAUGCAAGUGACGGCACAUGUUUUAAACCGCAUAUACAAAGUGUGUUUAGAAUUCACAACAAGCGGAGAAACUCUUGGAACACGUAGUUCAGACGUACCAGUACGACCUACGGUCCUGCAUAAAAAAGUCUUGCAUGUGAAAAAUGAUUCAUCAUUAUUAACUAUAGUGUGGAAUCAUUUAAUUUCGCGAGGGGUCAAUUUCCGUAGAUUGUGAGAUUUUCCUUAUUCGUGGGGAUGUAAUUUCGUAGAUGCGUCAGUUUUCAGUUUCAGUAGAAAAACUAAUUCUUCUAAAAUUAGUUCUUUGUGGAGGAUGUAAAUUUGUGGGUGAGGGCUACCCACGAAUCUCACGAAAAUUGAGCCACCUCGAAUUCUAACGAUUCCACAGUAACUAUGAAAUAUGAUAUAAAUUAAACGUCUUUAUUUUUCCCAUUAAAAUCUUUGUAUGCACAUAAACAUUAUAUAUGUAUGUAAUUAAAGGCACUGACAUGACUCAGUAUCAAUCUGUCAUCAAGCUGUAAUAAAAAACGAAAUAUAACUGUUAGCAGUUUUAUCAGGAAA
Magallana angulata is the source of this 3746-nucleotide messenger RNA. RefSeq names its product receptor-type tyrosine-protein phosphatase mu-like. Gene Ontology annotation, molecular function: protein tyrosine phosphatase activity. The transcript is spliced from 22 exons. Lineage: Eukaryota; Metazoa; Mollusca; Bivalvia; Ostreida; Ostreidae. Gene Ontology annotation, biological process: protein dephosphorylation. The coding region runs from base 428 to 3184 and encodes 918 amino acids. The record is from RefSeq and is a predicted model, not a curated record.